AUGAUUGACGAGAUGUGUGUGCUCCAAAGCAAAGGUACUUGGGAACUGGUUCAUCUACCACCUGGGAAAUCUUUAGUAGGUUGUUGUUGCCUCUAUAUGGUGAAGGAUGGUUCUGAUGAGAAUAUUGAUCGACUUAAGUCUCAUUUGGUGGCCAAGGGAUAUACUCAGAUUUUAGGGUUGGAUUACGAUGAUACUUUCUCACCGAUAGCCAAAAUGACGUCUGCUAUACUUUUUUCUCCAUUGCAUCAAUUCAUAAUUGGCAUUUCCAUCAACUUAACAUUAAAAAUUCAUUUUGGCACAAUGAUCUUGAAGAGGAAGUUUAUAUAG
This is a messenger RNA of Cicer arietinum (chickpea), 327 nucleotides long. RefSeq lists its product as uncharacterized. The record is from RefSeq and is a predicted model, not a curated record. Lineage: Eukaryota; Viridiplantae; Streptophyta; Magnoliopsida; Fabales; Fabaceae.